UGAGCUGGGUCAUCACUGUGGGUGGAGACUUCUCUCGCAGCUGGGUUAACGCUUGCAGAAGACGACCGACAGAGUGAAAUUUGUGCCACAUAACGACUAAAUUUGACCGACACGAUGUCAGUUACUGACUGUGGUGAAUGAACGCAUUCUGUAUUAAGCGCGAUAAUCCUAAAAACGCCGCGUUUGUCCGCUGUGAACUUGUAAAUGAUCACUGGCGCUGGUUUUCUGGAGCUGCUAUUGAAACAUUGUAUCCGCAGUGAAUUAACAUCACCUCGUCCUGUCUCACCUUUAACACAGAGCAUCCAUACGAUCUCUAGUCUAGAGAUCUGACAUAUAUCUUGGUUUGGUGUCUUUACUAAAACACAAAGAAGCGGAUUACAUCAGAUCAAUAACAUUCAAUUGCUACCUGUUGUGAUGGUGAGGUCACACAGGAGAAUAGGUGGAGCAUGAUCGUGGUGUCGGAGAUCUGCUGCAAUGCGUGCUAUUGGCUGUAGGAUGAACCUGCCGGCACUGUUGAAUGGCCUGCUGGUGUCCGUGGUUGCAGCCUUGCUUUGGAAAUACGUUCGCCUGAUUGAGCACACGUCACAGUUGGAGGAGGAGCUACAGCUCACGCGCCAAUCACAGGAGUUCUCGCAGGUGCGUAUCGACUACCACGGUGCCCUCUUGGCACUCCAAGAGCAUGGCACCAGAAUGGUCUGCUCCGGCAAGAUGCACACGGACCGCAUCUGCCGAUUCGACUACCUCUGCUACUGCACGGAGGCAGAGGAGUUUGUGUUCUUCCAUAGCAAUUCCUCCGUCAUGCUGCCUAACCUCGGCCCUCGACGUUUCCAGCCCGCCCUGCUGGACCUCUCCUCCGUAGAGGACCACAAUACUCAGUACUUCAACUUUCUUGAGCUCCCGGCCGCAGCUUUGAAGUUCAUGCCGAAGCCUGUGUUUGUCCCAGACGUCACCCUUAUUCUGAACCGCUUCAACCCCGACAACCUCAUGCAUAUCUUCCAUGAUGACCUUCUGCCCAUCUAUUACACCAUGCAACAGUAUUCAGACUUAGACGAUGAAGCCAGGCUCGUCUUUAUGGAGGGCUGGAGCGAGGGGGCUCACUACGAUCUCUACCGCUUGCUCAGCAGCAAGCAACCACUCCUUAAGGAGCAACUGAAGACCUUUGGGAAACUCAUGUGCUUUACUAAAUCCUAUGUGGGACUGUCAAAGAUGACGACUUGGUAUCAAUAUGGAUUCGUGCAACCUCAAGGACCCAAAGCCAACAUACUGAUAUCAGGCAAUGAGAUUCGACAGUUUGCUUCGUUUUUGAUGGAGAGGCUCAACAUCACGAGAGCGGAGAAGAUGGAGGAUGACGAAUACAUAGUUGUUUUUAAACGUACCACUAACAGGCUGAUCCUCAAUGAGGCUGAGCUUAUUCUGGCGUUAGCCCAAGAGUUUCAGAUGAGGACUGUCACUGUGUCUUUAGAGGAGCAGUCGUUCGAUAGCAUCAUCCAAAUUAUCAGCAGGGCGUCUAUGUUGGUCAGUAUGCACGGAGCCCAGAUGAUCACUUCCAUGUUCUUGCCUCGCGGCGCUGCUGUAAUUGAGCUCUUUCCGUUUGCUGUAAACCCAGAGCAGUACACUCCUUACAAAACCUUGGCUUCCUUACCCGGCAUGGACCUUCAGUACGUUGCAUGGAGAAAUACCGUAGAGGAGAACACUGUUACGUACCCCGACCGGCCCUGGGACCAGGGAGGAAUCGUCCACUUGGAGAAAGAAGAACGAGAGCGUAUCCUCGCCAGCAAAGAAGUGCCGAGACAUCUUUGUUGUCGUAAUCCAGAGUGGCUUUACCGCAUUUACCAGGACACUAUCGUGGACCUCGCCUCUUUUCUACAAGUACUCCGAGAGACUUUGAAAACCAAGCCUAAUCUCAAAAAGUCCAAGGUGGCCAGCACAGUACAUCCUGGUCGAGUCAGAGAGCCCAAGUGCCAGACGUCGGUACAGGCGACCAAUGAAGCAAAACUAUUGGUUUCGUGGCAGAUCCCUUGGAACCUAAAGUACCUAAAGGUUAAAGAUGUAAAAUAUGAAGUUUGGAUCCAGGAGCAGGGAGAGAACACAUAUAUGCCUUACAUACUCCCCCAUCAGAACUACACCUUCACGGAGAACAUCAAACCCUUUACCACAUAUCUAGUAUGGGUGCGCUGCAUCUUUAACAAGAACCUCUUGGGCCCAUUUGCUGACGUUCUUAUAUGUAAAACAUGACUUGGCAGUCGGGUUAAACUCAACGCUGUCGUUCACACAGCCGGUGGAGAAUUAAUUUGAAGGGUAAAAUCUCAGGAGCUCUCCUGAGAGUAGCGUGUGUGAUAUUAAACCUCGGUUGGCGCUCUGAUGGUCUUUUGAUCUUGAUUGUUCUUCUUCAUGGGAGUGCUGUGACCUGAUGGAGAAUGAAUGGAGUCUGCAGGAAAUGCAAAUCAUUGAACUGCCAAUGCAUUUAGAUUAUAGAAGAAAGCUCUGAAUUGCUUUAUUUAUUAGAAAUGGAUUACGUAAUUUAAAUUUGUAUUUAUAAGUCUAAGACACUGGUGAUAUCUGCUUGUGUUGACCGAGAGACUGCAAACGUAUCUGUGGUUUAACUGAUUAUAUUCAGAAUUGUAUGUGACUGUGAGUGUGACCUCUGAAUACCAAUGUUUGUGUUGUAGUUUUGCAUUGAUUUUUGUCCUAAUUUUUUGGUGAGGAAAUGUGUUUAGUAAUCACAAGUAAAAGUGAGCUUGAAGAUUUUCUACGAUUUUAAAAGUAGUUUUUUGUAAAAAGUAGUUUGAAUCGACUGUAGUUUUUCAGCAGUUUGUUCAUUUUCUCUCUUUCCUGAUCAGUAUUAUUUGCCAGUAAGAUCAAAUUCAGUUUGUUUAAAAGCUGAUUUAUAAAAUCCCUUAAACAGAUGUUUUGUUGAGCAUAAAUGAUUAAGGGGCAGUUUCCCAGACAGGGUUUAGAUUAAUCCAGGACUAAACCUUAGUUAUAUUAGGACAUUUAAGUAGUUUUUACAAACAAACCUUACAAUAAACAUUCUUGGGACAAAACAAUGUCACUGAUGUAUGUUAAGAUACGUCAGUCAUGGGCAUUCAAGCCCAACAGCCUUGACUUCCAUGCUGAAGCUUCCUCAAAUCCAUUCAACUUGACUCAUUUAGAAUCCAUAUAAUUUAAACUCCAUUUUGUGUUUUCAUUACAUUCGCCAGCUACACUUCUACGGGGGCUGCGACCCAAGGUAAACAAAGCUUUUAGCCACAAAAUCAAGUGUUUAAUAAAAAGAAUAAAAGAAAUGGUGUCUACCCCAGUAAAUGUUUUUGACCCACCCACAUUUUUUUUGUUUCCGGCGCCCAUGACGACAGUGCAGAUUGUUUUUAAAUUAGAUCAAGCAUGCGUUUUAGUCUGGGACUAGUAGUGUUGUAGUUCUCGAGACCAGUUUCAAGACCACUUUUUUAAGGUCUUGGUCUCGUCUUGGAAUCUACUGCAUUUUUACUCUGUCUCAGACAAAGAGGACUCGGUCAAGACCACAACUGAUGGCACAUCACAAUUUUUUUUUCAGGUUUGGCAUAUGAUGUUGGCAUUGUUUAAGCAUUGUUUAAGUUUCUCCCAAUGACAAUUUUUCUAAUUUUAUUAAAACACCUGCAUUGUGUUAAGUGGAUGGCAAGCCAUGGAAAGACAGUUCAGAAUAAAUGGUUAAGUUUAUUUUACUCUUUAGUGUUUGUUGUUCACUUUUAUUUGCUUAUAGACAAAGAUAAAUUCCCACAUAUCUGCAAUGCCUUUGAUUAUUUUAUCAACUUCUCUGAUGGCAUACACACACACACACACACACACACACACGCACGCACGCACGCACGCACGCACGCACGCACGCACGCACGCACGCACACACGCACGCACACACACACACAGACAAGAAGUGUCUAAUCAUAUGCAUAUUCCACAUUUUAUCAUAAGUGUUUUAAUGCAGUGACUUGCACUAGUCUUGGUCUUGACUUGGUCUUGGCCUGUUUUGGUCUUGUCUCGGUCUCGGCCUGUCUUGGUCAUGACUUGGUCUCGGUUUAGGUGGUCUUGACUACAACACUAGGGACUAGGAUAAGCCCUGUCUGGAAAACCGCCCCGUAAUGAUUUAACUUAUGUGGUCUGACAUGUUGUGUUCAGAAAUGUUACAAUUUCAUUAAAAAUUGUUCAUGACACAUUAGCAUUUAGUUCUAUACUUGGUGAAGUGAAAGUAUGGAUGAUUGUUGCAGCAUAAUGGUUACGGAUUGCAGCUGGUACUAUAACACAAAAGAAAUAGUGAUGUUGGUUUGGAUAAAAAGCAUUUAUUAAAUUUCAAUUACGGGAGUAUUUCAAGAAAAGCAUUUGUGACUGCAUACUGCAGGUCUUCUCGGGUCCAAAGAAAUCUACCCAACCUGAAAUGACCCAUAAUGACCACUUUUUCCCAACGUGCAUAAAUAUUUUUUUUAAAGAAAGACCCGACCCAAGACAAACCCAAGAACAUUAGACCCAACACAGCAGUUAGACAGAAAGAAACCCCACUGGCCUCGCAACCCAUUUGGCUCACUGCUCUAUUUAUUUUCAUUUGAUAUCUGAUGACAACAUCAAGGUAGCCUAACAUUUGCAUUCAAAAUUGAGUGACAGGUCUGGCACAGGGAAAACAAACCUACCGCCACACAAUGUUGCAGGCGCUCAUGUAAAACAGAGGAGGGGUUGGAAAAGGACUCGCUGCACACACGCAAGAAGUUCAGGUCUUCUCGGGUCCGUUCAACAAAAUGCAUUCAUUUUAAAUUACCCGAGACCAUAUUUUUGGAUCUAAGUGGACCCGUAAAGACCUCUACUGCAUAUACCUUAAAGGCUGUGUGUAGAUUGUAGUGACAAAAUGUGCUCUAAAGAGCAGUUUGUCUGUUUAUGGCUACUGUAGAAACAAAUUGUGCUGCCAUGUCCUAUUCCAUGUAAGGGUACCCGCGGUGUGUGUAGAUAAAAAUGCCUCAUUCUAAAGUAAUAAAAACAAUUUGGUUCAUUAUGUAAGGUCUUUAUACACAACUGAUAAUAUAGUUAUGUAUAUUAUAUUGCAUUUCUGUCAUCCUUCUAGUUACACAGAGCACCAAUAAUGCAAUAUUAAAAUGUUAUUUCAUAGUAUUUCAUAUGCUGCUUGAAGAAACCACUGUUUGUUUCCACUUUCUAUGAUCUGUCAUUUAACAAAGUAAUGAACAUAUAUAAUAUCUAUAUUGUGGGCUGCUGAGGAUGUAACACCAAUGUCGACUUUGUUGGUUUGUUUGUUUGUUUAAGUAAACAUACUUAAUCUGCAAGCUUUUAAAUGGUGACUUAUGGAUUAUGUACUUUAUCUCUGCUAGUUUUUUUUUUUUUUUCAAAAAGACUCUGCAAAGCUAAAAAUACUGUAGUCCAGGUUUCUUAAAGGGAUAGUUCACCCAAAAAUGAAAACAUUUUAUAAUUUAUCUCUGAUGUUAUUCCAGACCUGAAUGACUUUCUUCUGAUAAACACAAAGGAAGAUAUUUUGAAGAAUAUUUGUACCAAAUAUGAUUAGCUCAAUUGACUUCUAUUAUACGGACACAAAACCACAAAGACAUUUCUAAAAUAUCUUCUUUUGUGUUGUUCAGCAAGAAAAAUAUGCAGGUUUUGAAUGACAGAAUAAAUGACAGAAUUUUUAGUUUUGGGUGAACAAUCCCCCUCGUUGAAAUUAUAUUUUCACGAAUUUUGUGACGAAUGAAUGAAACAUAUCAUGUUCAAAGGAAAACCACAUGCCCUUUUUUCACCAUAUCGGUAUGUAUGACACUUCAAAGCAUCUGUUUUUAAAUCAGUAAGGUCAUAGUUUUAAGGAUUUAAGUACUGUC
Molecule: messenger RNA, 5840 nt
Organism: Misgurnus anguillicaudatus (oriental weatherfish)
Lineage: Eukaryota; Metazoa; Chordata; Actinopteri; Cypriniformes; Cobitidae
Gene: pomgnt2
Product: protein O-linked mannose N-acetylglucosaminyltransferase 2 (beta 1,4-)
Biological process (GO): protein O-linked glycosylation via mannose
Cellular component (GO): endoplasmic reticulum
Molecular function (GO): protein O-acetylglucosaminyltransferase activity; protein binding
Source: RefSeq, a predicted model, not a curated record